This is a messenger RNA of Grus americana (Whooping crane), 2374 nucleotides long. RefSeq names its product heparan sulfate-glucosamine 3-sulfotransferase 5 (gene HS3ST5). The transcript has 4 exons. The coding region runs from base 599 to 1636 and encodes 345 amino acids. Gene Ontology annotation, molecular function: [heparan sulfate]-glucosamine 3-sulfotransferase activity. The record is from RefSeq and is a predicted model, not a curated record. NCBI's taxonomy places the organism in Eukaryota, Metazoa, Chordata, Aves, Gruiformes, Gruidae.
CGGCAGGGGGCCGUGGGGGGCCGCGGGGCCGGGGGCGCGCUGGGCCGCACCUUGCCGCGCCGCGCUGCGCGGGCUGCGCCCCCUGAACUCCCCCGCAGCUUCCCGCCGCCCCUCGGUGCCUGAGUCUCGGCUCGCUUGUGUCCAGCAGCGCGCACACACGCACACGCACACACGCACGGAGGCACUCACUCACUGACUCGCAGCACUCUGCCGAGCUGCCCAGGCUGCCGAGCAGCGCAGCGCCGCGCAGCCCGCCAGUAGCCCACUCCCUUCUUCCCUCCCUCCUUCCCCUCCCUCCCUCCCUCUCUCUCCUCCUCCUCCCUCGCUCCCGCCCGCCCGCCGCUCUGAAGGAUGCCCGGCUCAGCAAGUUGAACACCAUUUCAGCAGAGAUGUCUGAUCUUUCCAUCUGCAUACCUGGAGUUGCUUUAUCCCUUCACUGGUCUUUUCAGUAACCACUAAAGUCUUCCUGAGACUGAACGUUGGAACGGAUGAGUUAAAUUCUUCCUGAAUGUUCUUCAUCAAAACUAGAUGUAUUGGACUUUCUGGAUGUGCAUAAGGACACGAAGACUGAAGAAGUCCUGAAGAUUGAUGGAGGGCCAUGCUAUUCAAACAGCAGGCGUUGCUGAGACAGAAGCUCUUUGUGCUAGGCAGCCUUGCUAUUGGAAGUCUCCUAUAUCUAGUUGCCAGAGUUGGGAGCUUGGAUAGAUUGCAGCCCCUCUGCCCCAUCGACGGUCGAUUUGGACCCCGCAGCCAGGACGAAAUCCCGCUGCGAGCUCUGCAGUUCAAGCGAGGGCUGCUCCACGAGUUCCGAAAGGGCAAUGCCACCAAGGAACAAAUUCGACUGCACAAUCUGGUUCAGCAGCUUCCCAAGGCCAUUAUCAUUGGGGUGCGGAAAGGAGGCACCCGAGCGCUGCUGGAGAUGCUGAACCUUCACCCCGCAGUGGUCAAAGCUUCUCAAGAGAUUCACUUCUUUGACAAUGAUGAGAACUAUGCCAAGGGGAUUGAGUGGUACCGGAAAAAAAUGCCUUUUUCUUACCCUCAUCAAAUAACAAUUGAGAAAAGCCCCGCGUAUUUUAUCACCGAGGAAGUACCUGAAAGGAUUUACAAAAUGAAUUCAUCUAUCAAAUUAUUGAUCAUUGUCAGGGAACCUACCACACGAGCUAUUUCGGAUUACACUCAGGUGCUGGAAGGUAAGGAAAGAAAGAAUAAAACUUACUACAAAUUUGAGAAGCUGGCUAUUGAUCCUAACACCUGCGAAGUGAACACUAAGUAUAAGGCGGUGAGAACCAGCAUCUACACAAAACAUCUGGAGAGAUGGUUAAAAUACUUCCCAAUCGAGCAGUUUCAUAUCGUGGACGGAGACCGGCUCAUCACAGAACCACUGCCAGAACUCCAGCUGGUCGAGAAGUUCCUAAAUCUUCCUCCAAGGAUAAGUCAGUACAAUUUAUACUUCAAUGCCACCAGAGGGUUUUACUGCUUGCGAUUUAACAUUGUCUUUAACAAGUGCCUGGCGGGUAGCAAGGGACGCAUCCAUCCAGAGGUGGAUACCUCUGUCAUUACCAAAUUGCGCAAGUUCUUUCAUCCUUUUAAUCAAAAAUUUUACCAGAUCACUGGGAGGACAUUUAACUGGCCCUAAAUUAAACUUCAUACAACACUUUCUGUUGCACCUGAGACAUGCAAUAAAUGUCUCUGCUAAAAUAUGCACUUUUCAUAGACACGGCUAUAAAAGUAACUUUUUUCAUGCAUACGUGUACAUAUGCAGUGUGUGACCAAAUAUACGGUGGGAUCAAUUUUUUCUACAGAGUAGUAACUAACAUAAAUUUACUGUCAGCAUAGUUGCAUCUCUUAAGAUAUAAUAAUAAAGGGAAAGGAGGUAUUUAGGGAGAUAAAGUCAGACACCGUUAAAAGGGUCAGUGUUCCUCUCGCUUAGUGAAGUGUUUAUGUGACAUACUUACUGAUCUAAGAAGAACAUUAGUUUAUGCCAUAAAAAUCCAUGUCAAAAGUCUGUGAAGCUGUGAGAAAGCAUAAUCUUCAGGCUAUAUUUGGUAUGUAUAUUGCUAAAGGAAUACUGACACUUUAAACCCAGUGCUGAAUUUUUACAAUGAGAGUGGAUAGUACUAUUUUCUUAUUAUUUGAAAUUAAUAUCUUAUCUCAUACCAACUACAUUGUUUCAGAGUUCCUGUGGUGAGUUUGCACUAUUGUUUUAUUGUAUGGACCAUAGUGUCACUUGUAGCAUGUCAACCAUAUGUCAAAAAAAGGUCAAAUAAUUUUUCCUUCUAUGCUUGUGUGUUGACAAAGCUGAACAUCGUGUACAUAGUGUACAAUGUUUGUAAAUACUGGUUUCACACUAAGUAAUUCUAUUUUGUAAACUGAA